This is a messenger RNA of Lactuca sativa (garden lettuce), 713 nucleotides long. Its product is annotated as Glutaredoxin family protein. Gene Ontology annotation, biological process: cellular response to oxidative stress. The record is from RefSeq and is a predicted model, not a curated record. Gene Ontology annotation, cellular component: cytoplasm. Gene Ontology annotation, molecular function: glutathione disulfide oxidoreductase activity. Lineage: Eukaryota; Viridiplantae; Streptophyta; Magnoliopsida; Asterales; Asteraceae.
UGCCUAAUUUCACCAUUUUCUGUAUCGGACAUUCAGACGCAAGCUAAAACACAGAGAUAGAGAGACGAAGCGAGAUGAAGACGAUGACGGUGUCUCGGUCGAAUUAUCGCUAUAAGUUCGGAGUGUUAAUUUCUGGAAUUGUGCUUUCGUUGUUGUUGUUGAUCAAUGCACCGAAGAAAGCCGAAGCUUCGAAGUCUCCGUCGGCUUUUGUUCAGACCGUCAUCUACUCUAACAAGAUCGCCGUGUUCUCCAAAUCUUAUUGCCCGUAUUGUCGUCGUGCCAAACGCAUCUUCAAUGAACUACAAGAGCAACCUUACGUUGUGGAGCUUGAUCAUCGAGAUGAUGGAUCCCAAAUUCAGGAUGUGCUUUUAGAUCUUGUUGGCCGUCGCACUGUUCCUCAAAUAUUUGUUAAUGGAAAGCAUAUUGGUGGUGCUAGUGAUCUUGAAGCAGCUGUUAGGAAUGGCGAGUUGCAAGAUCUCCUGGAUAGUAAAUGAAAAAGAAGGAGAAUUCUGAAAGCUGUUGACCUCCUUUCGAUGUAGUGUUGACUUUUCUUCCUCUGAUGCAUGCAAAAUGUAAAUCGUUUACUAGUGAAAACACAGAAAAGUGAUGUCUAUUGGAUGUGUUUUACCAAAUCAUAUUACUUUCCAAAACUUAGAAUUUCUCAAUUUGUAUAUCUAGUCUCUGAAUGAAUAAGAUCAUGAAGCCAUUGCAUA